Macrosteles quadrilineatus (aster leafhopper) is the source of this 1373-nucleotide messenger RNA. Its product is annotated as GTP-binding protein 10-like. Bases 137 to 1306 code for a protein of 389 amino acids. The transcript is spliced from 7 exons. Gene Ontology annotation, molecular function: GTP binding; GTPase activity; magnesium ion binding. NCBI's taxonomy places the organism in Eukaryota, Metazoa, Arthropoda, Insecta, Hemiptera, Cicadellidae. Gene Ontology annotation, cellular component: mitochondrion. The record is from RefSeq and is a predicted model, not a curated record.
UAUUUACCGUGUGUCUGUGUGUUAUCUGUGAAGAAUUUUACUCAUUCUGAAGAAUUUUAUCUGUAAAGUAAAAUAAAUUAGGCGUCUCUUAGUAUAAGGACUACUUGCAUUCGAAUAUAAUAGUGAAUAAAUCAUAAUGACUAUCUUAAGCUCUGUUUUGAAAGAAAGUGUUAAAGCGUUCCAGAAACUUAAAAAAAGAAAACACAAUUUCAUUGAUUCUUUACGAAUCCAUGUCCAAGGUGGAGCAGGUGGGAUGGGUCAUCCCAAGUAUGGAGGUGUAGGAGGAAGAGGAGGCAGAGUUUUUGUAGAAGCUAAGGAAGGAAUGACUCUAAGGGAUCUUAAGAUGUCCAUGAAAGACAAUCACAAAGUGAAGGCGUCCACGGGUCAGGACAGUUCAACUCGAUGCAUUCUAGGAAGAUCAGCAGACGACGUUGUCAUUCAGUGUCCUCCUGGAGUAGUUGUCAUGACUGAGUUUAACAACAAGCUGGGGGAGGUGACCCAGGAGGGGGAUAUGGUCAUGGUUGCAGAAGAAGGUGCGGGAGGAGGACCUACGACGGGUUACUGUGGGUCCAAAGGUCAAUCCCUCACCAUCCGCCUGGACCUAAAGCUCAUAGCAGACGUAGCGUUUGUAGGUUUUCCAAACGCAGGGAAAUCUACUCUGCUCUCCAAACUAUCUCGUGCUUCCCCGAAAAUCGCCAGCUAUCCUUUCACCACAAUGAGGCCGACAGUAGGCAUGACCCAGUAUCACGACGGCCGAGUAAUCUCACUCGCAGAUCUGCCUGGUCUGAUAGAAGGUGCUCACGUCAAUUGCGGCCUCGGCCACCAUUUUCUCCGACAUGUGGAGCGCAGCAAAAUGCUGCUUGUGGUGGUGGACAUUGGAGGCUUUCAGUUGAGCCACAAGUAUCGCUACCGCAGCUGUAUUGAGACGAUCUUGUUGCUCAACCGGGAAAUAGAACUAUACAAGGAACCUCUGCUAGAUAAGCCUGCCAUGCUACUUAUCAAUAAAAUGGACACCCCAAAUGCAGAAGAAACAAGCAAAGAAGUAGUAGAGGCAGCAAUGGAUUUGACACGUGUGCUUCAUAAGUUUCCGGAGGAGUUUCGACCUGAACGCCCUUUUGAGUUUGUAUCCAUACAUAAGAUAUCAGCGAGAGACGCAACUUAUGAAGAACUCGAGGAGUGCAAAAGACAGAUUCGCCGAGCGUUGGAUUGGGCAGCUUCGGAAGUGGAAACGGAGGCAGAAAAAGAGGCAGAGUUGUUGCAUAAGUUUAGGAGAAAACAGACAGAAUUUGGACCUACUUUAGUGUAAAUAGACAAAUCUCUGUGUAUAUUGUGUAUUAUAAGAUAAAUUGUAAUAAAAAAUAGGUACUGUUGUA